AUUUAAUAGGUAAUAUAAAUUAAUAAUAAAUUUAAAUAAAUACCAUAUUAUAUUAGUAAUUUAGUGUUCGAACUUAGUAUUUAAUACGUACAGUUUAUAUGUGUUAACAUGGGCACUAAGUUAAAAUCUAUGCUUAUUGAACAGGUAACAAAUUACGCGGUGAAAAAUAAUUGUAGCUAUAACCACUUAACAAAUAUUAAUUUAUUAUACAACACCAAAGAAAAAGUUUACGAUGUUCAUUUAACAUCGCAAAAUAAACAAGGUUUAAAGCGUUCCCAAAAUGGGCUGGAUUCUGAAUCUCUAUACUUCCAAGUGGAUAAGACUCUUGUUAUAAAAAAUGUUCUUGAUUCUUUGAAACAAAAUACCCAAGAAAUAAAUGAGAAUCCAGAGAAAAUAGUCAUUGACUUCAGUUCUCCAAACAUAGCAAAACCAUUUCAUGUUGGCCAUCUGAGAUCAACAAUUAUUGGUAAUUUUAUAUCAAAUAUCAAUUCAUACUUUCAUAAUGAGGUAAUAAGAUUAAAUUAUUUGGGAGAUUGGGGUACCCAGUUUGGACUUCUCCAAUAUGGAAUAAACUCUAAAAAUAUUUCCUUAAACCACCUUAAAGAAAAUCCUAUUAAACUGUUGUAUGAUAUUUAUGUUGACGUCAAUAAAAUAGCAUCUAAAGAUGAGACUGUAAGAAAUGAUGCAAAAAAAUAUUUUAGUGAUAUAGAAGAAGGAAAAUCUAAUUUAGAAACUUGGCAAGCUAUAAGGGAAAUUACUAUUAAAGAGUUGGAAACAGUUUAUGAAAGAUUAGGGAUAAAAUUUGACUAUUAUGAAUGGGAAUCAGAUUAUAAUGGUAAAGCUAUAAAUAAUAUAUUGGAACAGUUAGAAAAAACUAAGAUACUAACCACUCAUGAAACUGGAAAAAAGAUAGCCAAAGUUAACAAUCGAGAUGUGACAGUAUUCAAAAGUGACAAUUCAACACUGUAUCUAUCAAGAGAUAUUGCAGCAUUGUUAAACAGAUUUAAUAGGUUUAAAUUUGACAAAAUGUUGUAUGUUGUUGAUAAUGCACAAACUGAUCAUUUCACAGCCCUUAUUGAUAUAGUGGGAAGGCUAAAAAAGGAAUGUAUUAGAGGAUGUGAACAUGUUAAAUUUGGCAGAAUCAAAGGCAUGAGUACUAGACAGGGAAAUGUUGUUUUUCUCAAUGAUAUUUUAGAUGAAGCAAAAUCAAAAAUGGUUGAGCAGCAGCUGCAGUCAAAAAAUACAAGGCAAACUGCAAUGAAUGAAGAGACAUGUGAUACUUUAGGGAUAACUGCUGUAUUAAUUAAUGAUUUAAAGCAAAGAAGAACAAAGGACUAUGAAUUUGAUUGGGAUCGAGCCUUGCAGAGUGAUGGAGACAGUGGUAUUAAACUACAAUACCUGCAUUGUAGAUUGUGGAGUCUUGAGCAAAAUUCUGGUUCAAUAAUACCAGAUUUUUGUGAUCCCAAUUUUUUAGAUGAAGACAUAAUUGCUGUUGUAGUGGCUGAAUUAGCAAAAUUUGAUAAUGUAUUAAAAAGAGCUUGUGAGGAAAAAGAAGCAUGUAUAAUUGUAAAUUAUUUAUUUAAGUUAUCACGACAUGUUAACAGAAUGUUUAAUGAAGUAAAAGUCAAAGGUGCUGGUGAAGAGCAAGCUUCUCAAAGACUUCUAGUAUUUUAUUGUGUACGAAAAGUUUUAAAUACUAGUCUAAAAAUUUUGGGGGUUAAACCUUUAUAUGAAAUGUAAACAUUUAAAUAAAAUGAUUUAAUUCA
Molecule: messenger RNA, 1766 nt
Organism: Pieris brassicae (large cabbage white)
Lineage: Eukaryota; Metazoa; Arthropoda; Insecta; Lepidoptera; Pieridae
Gene: ArgRS-m
Product: probable arginine--tRNA ligase, mitochondrial
Exons: 3
Coding region: 109-1740 (543 amino acids)
Biological process (GO): mitochondrial translation; arginyl-tRNA aminoacylation
Cellular component (GO): mitochondrion
Molecular function (GO): ATP binding; arginine-tRNA ligase activity
Source: RefSeq, a predicted model, not a curated record